AUGGCAGCCAAAACACAAUCAUUGGCGAAGAGGAUAGUGUUUACAGGUGGCUCAGGCGUAGCAGGCCGACAUGUCAUCGACAAGCUACUUUCAUUCGGCCAUGAGAUUCUUAAUGUCGACGUAACGCCGCUCAACAAUUCAAAAGUGCACACGGUGAAAGCGGAUCUCACAGAUGGCGCUCAAGCAUUCAACAGCUUGUCGUGUCACUUUGAGAUCAGCGAACCGUUCAGGAAACCAGCCAAGACGCCUGAUGCACUUGUGCACUUUGCUGGGAUACCCCAACCCAAUCGCCUUCCGGAUAACGAAUGCUUCCGCAUAAACACCAUGGGUUCCUAUAAUGUCAUAGAAGCAGCUUGUAAGCUCGGCAUCAAGAAGAUUAUCCUCGCAUCGAGCAUCACCACCUAUGGUGUAACCUACGCAAACGGCGAUCUCGACUUCCCCCAUUUCCCGCUUACCGAAGAAACCCCCACUACCCCCAUGGACGUCUACGCCACUAGCAAGUUGUGCAUGGAGCGUAUCGCGGACAGUUUUGCGCGGCGGUUCCCAGGAGUCGACAUCUACAGUCUACGCAUCGCCGCCGUCGUACCCCCAGAGAAACACACGGAGAUGAUGACGCUAUACGCCGAAAAACCAUGGGACUGGAAGUGUCACGCGUGGAGCUACAUCGACGCUAGGGAUCUGGGCAAUAUCGUGCAGUGCUGUAUCCAGAAGGAUGGGCUUGGCUACCAAGUGUUUAACGCGGUCAACGAUGAGAUUACAAACGAUGAAGAGGAGAGCACAGAGGCCUUCUUGAAGAAGAGGUGCCCGGGAGUAACGAUUAAGCGGGAAUUGGGCAAGAGAGAGGCGCCGAUGAGUAAUUUGAAGUUGAGAGAUAUGCUGGGGUUCCGCGAGGAAUUUCCAUGGCGGGCAGUAAUGGCAAAUAACAAAUCAUAG
Plenodomus lingam JN3 is the source of this 933-nucleotide messenger RNA. RefSeq lists its product as uncharacterized. Lineage: Eukaryota; Fungi; Ascomycota; Dothideomycetes; Pleosporales; Leptosphaeriaceae. The record is from RefSeq and is a predicted model, not a curated record.